Messenger RNA from Daldinia vernicosa, 1522 nucleotides. RefSeq lists its product as uncharacterized. The transcript has a single exon. NCBI's taxonomy places the organism in Eukaryota, Fungi, Ascomycota, Sordariomycetes, Xylariales, Hypoxylaceae. The coding region runs from base 421 to 1362 and encodes 313 amino acids. The record is from RefSeq and is a predicted model, not a curated record.
UCACCAUAAACUCAUUUCGAUUUUAUAUGUCACAUGGAACAAUAUUUCAGAUGCGGGCUUUAAGCAUUCAUUCACAUUUAAGAGCCAAUCGCAUUAUAGCAUGGUAAUAUUUCUACUUAGAUACAUAUACCCGGGGAAAUACCCGGGGAAUAAAUCACUUUUUCAUACGUAAAGUGAUAGACAGUGACCUAACCUAGAGACUUAGUAUUUAAAGACAAGAUGCUCUUAUUUUGAUUUCUCUUCGUUUCUGACCUACCAAGUAUUAUACUAUCAAGUAUACUAUUCCAAAUCUUUAAUUCCAUAGCUACCUUUUACCGUCAAACUAUUAUAUUAAUUAUUAUAACACUCUUUAUCGCUUUUCAAUAGUUAAAGUGUAUUAUUUUAGAUCACCCAAACUCGACGCUACCAAUUCAACACGAAAUGCCCGAUAUCGCUGCUGCUAUAGCACCAGGCCUGGGAGCAUUGCAGUUCGUGGUGGACAAGAUCGUGAAUCGCCUCUGUAACAAUCGAGAUGCCCACAGGGCCUGUUCAGCACUUCUCGAUCUUAUCGAGAAGCAUAAGGACCAGCUAGAUGGAGAAGCAAAUGACACAUCUGAUCUUCGAUGGAAGAGAGACGGGCGACUCAGCGCUAGAAAACGCGUUACAGAAGCCGACAGAAAGCUACGAGAAUGGAGGAGGCUGAUGGGCGACGAGCCUAGGACCUGGGAACAGAAGCUCUUGCAGCCUCAUAGCAAGUAUGAGGAGGUUGCGCAGGGGGCUAGCACGAUGUUGCAAGAGAUGCAAAGCUGCUCUAGCCGUUGGAACCAAGAGAGAGCGAAGGACAUGCACCGCAUUCUUUUAGAAUUCAUAAGCUCCCAGAACGCGACCCAACCACAACCAGAAGAAGCCCCCCAAAACGAUACAAGAGGCGGGACUAAUAGGCGGAGACGUAGGAGACGUCGGCGUGACGAGAAUAACGCACGCGAGGAUAACACGCGCCACGACCUUAGAGACGGGAGCAAUGGACGAGAGAACCUAGAUGUUGUUGACCAGCAUGAAUACCACCACGGUGUUACCGCUACCCGCGAGCAUAUAUCCGACACUCGUCACAGUAGACUCCGAGGCAAAAAUAAUAACAGAGAAGAGCCCAACAUUCCCAACGCUGAACACAAUAGGGAGCAGGCAGUCCCGCCGCAGCGCCGCCGCCGUACUCGCCAACGCAAUGAUGGUCCCGUCGCUAUCACUAUCGACGACGGAAACGGACAAAAAAAAAAUAAAGAGGAGACGAAGGGAACACCACAGGACGGACAAGAACCGGGCAGACGGAAUAGAAGGAGCCGCCGAGCGACCGUAUCAGGCUCCGUCUGUACCGGAACGGCGUGACGUAGACGCGGCCCCGCACGGAACGGGUACUAGAGUAUCAAGAAAGGCGCAGGGGGUUAAGUUAUAAGAGGGAAUAGUUAGAGAGGAAAGGGUAGAUAGAGAGACUGGCUGGCCAGUCCCUCCACUCCUUAAUAUUAAUAAAAUAUUGUCGCUCAUUAAA